CACCGGAAAUGGACACGAACAAAGCGGAAGUAUUGAAAUAUUUGUUCGGUGAUUUUUCUAGCUGUGUAGAGUCUAUUUGAAGACGUCUUUCUGUAUCAGACUCAGUCAUUGUCGUCGCAACGACGCCGAAACAUGGACAGAUAGUGUUUGUUUAAUUGGAUAUACGGACGUGGUCCCUGUAAAAGAUAAUCCUUCACUGUGCUCAUCUUGGACUGUCACUAAGUACUCUGACACACACAGGUGUAAACAACAGUUUUGCCUCUUGUGAAACUCCAGAGUAGACCCAUCUUUCCUGUGGCCACCAGUAUGGCUAACAGCACAGCAGCAGCAGUAAAGGUUAUGCCCCCAGGCCCUGCUGGCAGAAGUAGUCCAGAGGGAUCUCAGGUGCUCAGUAAGAAGAAGCUUCAGGACCUGGUGAGAGAGAUCGAUCCAAAUGAGCAGCUGGAUGAAGAUGUUGAGGAGAUGCUGCUACAAAUUGCAGAUGACUUUAUAGAGAGUGUAGUGACAGCGGCCUGUCAACUGGCACGCCAUCGCAAGUCCAACACCUUGGAGGUGAAGGAUGUUCAGUUACAUCUUGAGCGCCAGUGGAACAUGUGGAUUCCUGGUUAUGGCUCAGAUGAGAUCCGGCCGUUCAAGAAGGCUUGUACCACAGAGGCUCACAAACAGAGAAUGGCGCUUAUCCGCAAGACAACCAAAAAGUAGCAAGGCUACACCAAUAUGUUGUACCCACUCUGUUCAUUCUCUUUUCUUUUUGGUUUUUAGUUUGAUCCUUUCCUAUUGGGAUUGUUUUUGACUAAUGAAGAAGAAAGAGAUGGUUUGGGUGUUGUUGUUUUUUUGACAUUAGAUAGUGUGUUAUUGUCAUGACCUUUUAGUGUUUUGCCAGCACCAUCACACAAUAAUGUAAUUCUUGUCUCUGAUUCUGUUUUGUUUCCAUUAAGCUAAACCUGGCAGAACUAUACAUUGCAUUUUUGUCAAUAAACAUUUACUGGAAUA
Micropterus salmoides (largemouth bass) is the source of this 993-nucleotide messenger RNA. RefSeq names its product TAF12 RNA polymerase II, TATA box binding protein (TBP)-associated factor (gene taf12). Gene Ontology annotation, molecular function: protein heterodimerization activity; DNA binding; TBP-class protein binding. The transcript has 6 exons. Gene Ontology annotation, biological process: RNA polymerase II preinitiation complex assembly; DNA-templated transcription initiation. NCBI's taxonomy places the organism in Eukaryota, Metazoa, Chordata, Actinopteri, Centrarchiformes, Centrarchidae. The coding region runs from base 307 to 702 and encodes 131 amino acids. The record is from RefSeq and is a predicted model, not a curated record. Gene Ontology annotation, cellular component: SLIK (SAGA-like) complex; transcription factor TFIID complex; SAGA complex.